Molecule: messenger RNA, 3191 nt
Organism: Episyrphus balteatus (marmalade hoverfly)
Lineage: Eukaryota; Metazoa; Arthropoda; Insecta; Diptera; Syrphidae
Product: ataxin-2 homolog
Exons: 8
Coding region: 461-2965 (834 amino acids)
Biological process (GO): cytoplasmic stress granule assembly
Cellular component (GO): cytoplasmic stress granule
Molecular function (GO): RNA binding
Source: RefSeq, a predicted model, not a curated record
AAAAAAAAAAAAACUAUUAAUUGAUUAAAAAGAAAAAGAGAAUGCGUUUAAUUCUUCAAAGUAAUUAUAAAAGUUUGUUCGUUGUUGAUUCUUCAUCUUUGAAGAUAUAAUUGCAUGAAGUUAGACAACUUUUAAAAAAGAAAGAAAGAAAAAAAAAAAAAGUUCAACUAAUUGAGGAGUACUUAAAAAAAAAAAAAUUGCAAUACACCCUUACGAAAAAAAAUACGGAAAAGAAUAAAAUUCUUCCAAAAGAAUUAAGAAAAAACAAAAAAAAAAGAAAAAUAUAAAAUACAUUUCUUUUUUGUUUUCAAAUUACACGCAUCGGCAUUAUGAACGGCAGUAAAAGGAAAAGUCGUCCCGCAGGCUUGUCAAGGUGUUAAUAAAUUUGUACGCGAGUGAUAACCGUCAAUCUAAAGGAAAAUCAGUUCAAGCGCAAGGCGUUUAUAAUAAUACUUAUUUUAUGCAUGCUGCGACCGCACUUGUUGGUAACUUAGUUCAAGUUCACUUAAGGUCUGGAAAUUUGUAUGAAGGAGUUUUUCGAACAUUUUCUCCAAAUUUUGAUAUUGCUUUAGAACUGCCAUUUUGCAUUAAGAGCAAUAUAAAUACAUUAGAUGAAGAAAAGCCUGUUCCAAAUUGUAUGAUAUUUACAUCUGAUAACGUUGUUAGUAUUGUGGCUAAAGAGUUUGAUCCGAAUUAUGCUACAGGUGGUGCUUUUCAAACUGAUAACGCGAUUUCGGAAAAAUUUGUGUCUCAUCUCGAUGAGAAGGAAUUGGAGCCAUGGGAUGCAUCGGGUAUGAAUGGUGAAAUAGAAUUUGAACUAGAUGGAGGCACAAAUGGCUGGGAUGCCAAUGAUAUGUUCAUAAAGAAUGAAAAAACAUUUGGAGUUCAAUCGACAUUCGAUGAUUCUUUAUCUGACUACACUGUUCAGAUUGAAAAAAGAGAAACUGAUGAAUUUAAAGAGGCUGAAGCUAAAGCAGAAAAACUUGCUCAAGAAAUUGAAAAGAAUCCUAUAUGCAGAGAACGUUUAGAUUUAGAAAAUGGUGAUGAAGAAGCCUUAUAUGCAGCUGUUGAAAGGCCAAUAGAAAACAAUAGAGAAGAUACAACCAUGAUGAAUAAGAAUAAUAAUGCUGCUGCUGCUGCAUCAGCACUAUCGCGGCCUCCAAACACAAAUAUAAUGCCCCAAACGAUUAUUCCAAAUCAACAUCAUAUUGUAAUGACUCAGAGAAAUACUUCUGUUACGGAGAAAUUUGUCCAAAUUCCCAAGCGGAAAGCUGCGCCAACUAAUAAUAACAAAAUAUUACGACCAUCAACCGCUUCAAAUACCGUUUCACAGCAAAGUUCAAACAAUGCAAAGCUACCAAAUUACCAAACGGUGCAAAUACAAGGGACAACUUCUUUUGCAAUUAAUCAAGGCUACUCUCCAAUAAUGGCAGGUUCUACAUCAUAUAGGCAUCAAGGGAAUGCCCCACAAACAAAGUUGAACGGCGAUAUUCCUAAUAUAGCUGUUAAAAACACUUCACAGAGAAUAGUCAGAACUUAUGGUACUCAAUGUUAUGUAGAAUACAAUCCACAACAGAUGACCAUUUCGAAGUCGAUUCUUCCGUCGCAUAAUCAAAAUGCAGCAGGUACAGGACACAUUCAAGAGACAAAUAAUUCUCCACCGUUGCAUACUAAUCAUAUGGGACAACAAACAGCGAAUUUACAAUUAGGAACACAGCCGCCAUUACCACAGAGACCAAUGCGAGGUCGUGACGAUCAAAUUCAAGAUUUAAGGAAAUUCCAACAAGAUUUCCAUCUAUCUGGAAUGAAUCCUCCAAAUUCUCAACACCAAAUGCCGUUAAGUUCAAAUAAAACAUCAAACUUGACUGGUCAUCAAGCACAGCAAUCGAGGUCACCACCACAACCUCAGCCAUCUAUUCAACAACACACUUCGCCUCAUAAUCCAACAUCUAUGCAUAAUCAUGCGCAAUUAAUGCAGUCCGGACAGAUGCACCACCUGAAUAUAAAACAGGCUGAUAAUUCUAAUAUAUCGCAACCACAAAAGUCCGCUCAGUUUUCGCAUCCAACUCAAUCACAAGAGAAAUCUCUAUACCAAAAUCAUUCACAGCAGCAAAUUGCAAAACAAACAUCGCCAGUUGUAUCACCUGGAACAAGUAGCAUCGACUCGGCAAUGUCUUCUUCACAAGCGAAUAAUAACAGUAACAGUUCCAAUACAAACAAUAUGAAUAAUCCGUUUAGUAAUAAUGCGAACAAAAAUAAUACAGAGCUGUUGUCGGCAGACAAAACUGCAUCUAAAACUACGAUAACAAAGAAAACCCAUGUGCUUAAUCCAUCAGCUAAACCGUUUACUCCGAGGAGUCCAAGUACACCAAAUCCUUCUCGUCCACAUACACCACAGACACCGGUUCAGUCAAUUAAUGGAAUUUAUUCAACUGGAUCACAUGUUGGUAAUAGUCAAACUUCGUUUUACUUGAUGCAACCACAACAGCACUCUCAUCCAAAUGCUGUUCAACAACCAAGGCUUCGAAGAGGUCCAGUUGCGACUUCACAAAUGCAUGUUUCAGCUGCUGCUGCAACGGGUCAGCCAUUACUAACAGCGGCUCCAUUACAACAAUUUAUCCAUUAUCAACAAGCGCCGCAUCCGCCACAUUUCCCGACGCAACCAUAUCAACCAAUGGUGCGAAUGUUUCAUGAACCGCCUCCACAGUCAAUACAAUUUUUAGCGCAAACACCCCCAUCCACUACUCCUUCACCAGGUCAGCCACAUCAACAAUUCCACCCGCCACCACAACCUUCUCCUGCAGGCGGGGGACCACAGACGGCUUUUGGAACAUCGGCUCAACCCUACCAUGUUAUGUGUCCCGUUAUUCACCCCCAAUUGGUUCCCAACUAUUAUCACCAGGGAACACCCCAAAAUCCACAUCAGCAAUAUCAGAUACUAAUGCCUCAACACCCAGCACAGUGAACUUCCGUGCUUAAUUCAGAAGAUGCCUCUGUGGCUUAAACAGUAAAUAAUACAACAUACAUAAUAAUAAAAUGUGAAUUAAAAGAAAAAAAAAGAAAGCUUCAGUGGUUUCGUUAUUAUAUGUGUAUAUAAAUAUAUAUAUAGAUAUAUAUGUAAAUCAUAUUUAUAGUAUAUAUAUUUAUACAUAAAUAUACAGUGUUGAAAAAACCUAAGCAACUUAUCCAAA